This is a messenger RNA of Oryza sativa Japonica Group (Japanese rice), 1503 nucleotides long. The record is from RefSeq and is a predicted model, not a curated record. NCBI's taxonomy places the organism in Eukaryota, Viridiplantae, Streptophyta, Magnoliopsida, Poales, Poaceae.
UUUAUAUUCUUUCUUAAUCUCGACGGUUUUUCCUGUUUCCAACUAGAAGCGCGUGUCCCUGGCUCCCCGCCCCGCACUCUACCGCCGAAGAAGCCAGGAAGGGAGUAGGAGGAGCAGGAGGACAGGGUCAGCGGUCCAGAGGCAACGCACGCGAUUGCGGUUCUGCCUUCGCGCGACCAAGUCCUCGCUUUUACCAUCCGCCCUUGCUUUCUACUGUUAUAUAUCCUCUUGCUAUGUGCUGCUCUUCCUUGUUCUUCUUGCCUACUACUAAUUCUUCCGAUCUGUCCGCAGAGGUACGCGCAGUUAUUUCUGGACCUUCUUGAUAGUUAAGAAACUUGCUUGCUGCGGAAUCUGACCCAAGGAGUUUUCGAGAUGAGCGGGAGGAGAUCGUUCUUCGCAUCCAAGAAGCCGUCGCGGAGCAGCAACCCCUUCGACUCCGACUCCGACGAUGGCGGGAGGGAGCAGAGACCGGCGAGGGCCUCCUCCGUGCCUCCUCCGGCCGACCAGCGGGGCUCCCUCUUCGGCGGCGGGGAUGGCUUCUCCGCCUCGUCGGCGGCGGCGAGGAGCCGGUACAGGAACGACUUCCGCGACACCGGCGGCGUGGAGGCCCAGUCGGUGCAGGAGCUGGAGGGCUACGCGGCGUACAAGGCGGAGGAGACCACUCAGCGGGUGCAGGGCUGCGUCCGCAUCGCCGAGGAGAUGAGGGAUACCGCGUCCAAGAGCCUCGUCACCAUACACCAGCAGGGCCAGCAGAUCACGCGCACGCACAUGAUGACCCUCGACAUCGACCAGGAUCUCUCCAGGAGCGAGAAGCUGCUGGGUGAUCUUGGGGGUAUAUUUUCCAAAAAGUGGAAGCCAAAAAAGAAUGGAGAAAUCAGGGGGCCUAUGCUAACUAGAGAUGAUUCCUUCAUUCGGAAGGGCAGCCAUUUGGAACAAAGGCACAAACUGGGACUAUCGGAUCACCCACCUCAAUCGAAUGCACGCCAAUUCCAUUCCGAGCCAACUUCAGCCCUCCAGAAAGUGGAGAUGGAGAAGGCAAAGCAGGAUGAUGGCCUAUCUGAUCUAAGUAACAUAUUGACCGAGCUGAAAGGCAUGGCGGUUGACAUGGGCACUGAGAUUGACAGACAAACAAAGGCUUUGGGAGAUUCAGAGAAGGACUACGACGAACUGAACUUCAGGAUCAAGGGAGCAAACACUCGGGCACGCCGUCUGCUUGGAAAAUAAACUGCAGAAUAUAAUCUCAUCACAGGACAGGAGUCCUUCCAUCCCUUUUACCCUUAGUCUUGUGGAGGAUAAUUAAUUGUUUUGUGGGCCAUUGGUUCUGAUGAUUCUGUGCAUCAGAUUUUGAUCAGUACGGUGAAUGGUUGGUCCUGGAUAUGUCAGGGUAUAAUGUAUCUGUAUAUACUGCUAUAGCCAUUAGCCAGUAAUGCUUUGUGCCAUUGUUUUGGAAUUUGGAUCGUUCGCAAUUGUUUCAAAUCGCGUUAGCAUCAAUAAAAUUAGCAA